AUGGUGAAAUCCGCGAGGGUAAGGCGGACGCAGCGCGACGGCGCCGCCGGCCCCGUCCUCCCGGAGGACCUCAUCCUGUGGGAGAUCUUCUAUCGCCUGCCGGCGAAGGAGAUCCUCCGCUGCCGCGCGGUCUGCCGCUCCUGGCGCCGCCUCGCCUGCGACGCGGAGUUCCUCCUCGCCCACCACCGGCGCCAGCCGUCGCUCCCGCUGGUCCUGUUCAACAGGAACGCUUUCAGCAAGGUCCCUGCCACGGUCGACGCCUUCGAUCUCCGGCACUCCCCCGCCGUGCGCCGCCCGAUCCUAGGGUUCAGCAGCUACGAUGAGUGCCAUAAAUACUACAUCCGCGCCUCCUGCGACGGCCUCCUCCUCCUGUCCCGCACCUACCGCCUCUACUACAUCUGCAACCCGGCCACUCGCCAGUGGUGCGCACUCCCGGUCCCGGAUGUGAGCAAUGUGGUCACUCUGUACCAUCACCGCCAGUCCGGCGAGUACCGCGUCCUCUACGUGGAGCAACUAGACGGCCAUUUCAGCGCUGUCUACUACGUUCUCACCGUGGGUUCGCCCCUGGAGGAAAAGAGGUGCAUCGGGCUUUCAGCGCCCUCACCAUCAGUGAAGAAAUGGAUUGCCCAUGCUCGGCCGCUUGAUCAGGAUAACCCGCCUGUCCUCUUACACGACUGCCUCCAUUGGUACUCCGGCAACUACCUGGAUGCCGAAUGGAAGGUAGUGGUUUUUGAUACGGUGGAUGAGUCAUUCAGGUGUAUGCGAUCUCCGCCUGUAGCUGACAAUGAAGCAGAAGCACAUUUGUGUCGGAUGGAUGGUACGCUUGGCAUCCACCAGGUGGAUCGCCAUACCAUGACAGUCCAGGUCUGGGCGCUGCAGGACUACGAGAUGGAGGUAUGGUCACUGAAGCACAGAAUUCAAUUGCCGGUGGUGGAGAUGACGAAAUAUGCUCCGUACACAACAUUUUACCUGAUGGCUGUGACUGAGAAUGGAGAUAUGCUCGUAAGUGGCAGCUAUUCUGGUCUCCUGUUUCACUGUGACAGAGAGGGCAAGCUGGUGGAUAAAUUCCAAGAGGCUUGUGUGAACCCUGAGGUUCUCCGGCUCUCCUUCAAAGAAAGCCUUGUUAAGCAUGUGUUUUUCGAAAGGAAAGAUCGUAAACGUGUGAAGCUGCAAAGAUUUUUCCGAGGCCUGUGAUGGUCUCCAUCCUUACCCAU
This is a messenger RNA of Lolium rigidum, 1214 nucleotides long. RefSeq names its product putative F-box protein At2g02030. The transcript has a single exon. The coding region runs from base 1 to 1194 and encodes 397 amino acids. Lineage: Eukaryota; Viridiplantae; Streptophyta; Magnoliopsida; Poales; Poaceae. Gene Ontology annotation, molecular function: protein binding. The record is from RefSeq and is a predicted model, not a curated record.